AUGAUCAAUGAGUUGAGGGCCGCCGUGCUUAUCGACCUCAGCGGGGAUCGUGUCCGAUUCGGGCGCUUUUCCGCUGGAGAGCUGUUGCACGGCCCUGAUUGUUUCGUCGAGAGAAGGCGGGACGUAAAUGUCGACGUUGGUCUCCACUUGCGGCAGACGGGUGACGACGGCGUCGGAUAUGGUGGAGGGGCGGUUGCGGAUGCCUCGGGAGCGUUUGGCUCAUCGCUGCGGAAUUUGUCUUCUCAGUGAGUAUGCUGCUGCCAUCGACGCUGAGGAGAGGUGCAGAAUCAUUUUUUGGCGGACCGUAGACAGCUUUAAUCGCGGAGGAGACGUUCUUAAAUUCUUUACGGUCCGCGUACCCUUGGAUUUCCACGGUCUUUUGAGCCGAUCAGGCGUCCUGCAUCUCGCGCAGUCACUGUUGAACGAGGCGACGACUACGGUAGAAGGCAACCCUGUUGUCAUCGGUGGAGUAGUCGACGUUGGCUUUGUGCAGGCGGUAUUCUUGGCGAGAAAGUUACUGAAGGCGGCGUCGUUGUCGUCGAACCAGUCCUGGUAUUGGCGGCGUGCGCGACCGAGGACGGCUAGCGCCGUCGACUGGACCGUGUCUCGCAGUUGACACCAUCGGUUUUCCCCGGAGACGUUCUCACCAGCGGCGGCGGCGGCAGCGAUGGGGAGGUUGUCUGGCCGUUGAGUUAGUUCGUUGCUGAAAUGGACAAGGUGAGCAGGCAAAGACAACAAGGCAAUAUUCAGCUUCCCUGGGGGUCGCUUAGCUUGUGGUCUCCUGCUAGGCUGUGGGCGAAUACGCAUCAUCGAGAUGACGAGGCGGUGGUCGGUUCACCCGUCAGCACCCGGAAUCGUUAUUUUCGCCAGCACUUCCCGCUGGUCUCGCCUCCGGACGAGGACAUAGUCCAGCAGGUGACACUGAGGCGACCGAGGAUGUAUCCAGGUGUCCUUCCCUCGCUGUGGCAGACGGAAGAAGGCGUUCUUUGGGAUGAGCUUGUGUUUUGUGCAGGUGCGGAGAAGGAGCAGACCAUUGUCAUUAAAGUCGUGGAGGCCAUGGGUACCGAUCACACUUCUCCAGGCAGCAUGGCCUGUGCCUACGCGGGCAAUCAAGGACAAUCAACUUGUCCGCCCUCGAUACAGUCGCCAGGAGGGCGUGCAGGUCCUUUUAGUAUUUGUCUCCAGCGGCGUCAGGGCUGGUCUUUGGAGAGCGUAGGCGCUGAUGAUGGUGACAAAUUCGCCUCCUCGGAGAGGCAGGCAGGAGCUCAUCAUACUGUCCUUGAUGCCCUGCGGCCGAUAGGCCAGUCAUCCUGCGAUUCCGUUCUGGAUGACGAAGACGACAUCCGCCAUACAGUCUGA
Spirometra erinaceieuropaei is the source of this 1359-nucleotide messenger RNA. NCBI's taxonomy places the organism in Eukaryota, Metazoa, Platyhelminthes, Cestoda, Diphyllobothriidea, Diphyllobothriidae. The record is from the annotation of a GenBank genome assembly.